AUGCUUAUUAAAAAUGUAGUUUCAAAUUUAAUGCAAUCUGGAGGAAAAAGAAUACGGCCAUUGUUUGUACUAGCUUUCAAUAAAUUGUGCUCAAAUUCUAUUCCAGAAGACUUGAAUAUAAUUGCAGCUUCUAUUGAAUACAUACAUACAGCAACACUCUUACAUGACGAUGUGAUUGACAAUAGCGAUUCAAGAAGAGGAAAAUCUACAGCACAAAAAUUAUGGGGAAGCAAAGCAAGCGUACUAGUUGGAGAUUUCUUGCUUAGCACCGCAUUUAAAUGGCUUGUAUCUUCCAAUAAUUCCGAAAUACUUAAAAUAGUGUCAGAAACUUCUGUUGCAAUCUCACGCGGAGAAAUAAAACAGCUGGUUUCGAAAUUAGACUUCAACUCACACACUUAUUAUGACGUGAUACGCUCAAAAACAGCAGUAUUAUUUGCAGCAUCUUGCGAAAUUGGAGCUGUAGCAGGUGGAGCAAAUUACGAACAGAGAUGUGCAGCAUACGAGUUUGGAUUAAACUUUGGUAUAGCAUUUCAAAUAAUUGACGACAUAAUGGAUUAUGUAGGAACUGAGACAGGUAAACCUUCUGGAGCAGAUUUUAUGAAUUCUAGAAUAACUCUACCAUUGAUAUUAGCCUAUCAGGAAUAA
Symsagittifera roscoffensis is the source of this 645-nucleotide messenger RNA. RefSeq names its product heptaprenyl diphosphate synthase component 2-like. Gene Ontology annotation, molecular function: prenyltransferase activity. Gene Ontology annotation, biological process: isoprenoid biosynthetic process. Lineage: Eukaryota; Metazoa; Xenacoelomorpha; Acoela; Convolutidae. The record is from RefSeq and is a predicted model, not a curated record. The coding region runs from base 1 to 645 and encodes 214 amino acids. The transcript is spliced from 2 exons.